GAGCUUUUAAGGCGACUGCCCGUUCCGCCUGCCUGUCCUGUGCCUGCCCAUUCCCCAGCUGCUCCCACUUCUGUUCUGGACAGCGUUGCCCUCCAGCCGCGUGGACCAUGGCGGGGUCCCGGAGCCCUCUCCCACUCUACCUCCUGGCCUUCUGCCUGGUGGGCUCCACUUUUAUCAGGGGGCAGAAGGUGCGGUCCAAACGCUGCGAUGUGAAGAUCAAGUUUGUCAGUCACACACCUUGUACCACGUGUGCAGCCAUCAAGAAAGUGGUCUGUCCUUCAGGCUGGCUUCGGCACUUCCCAGAGAAGAUAACCCAGAACUGCCAAUAUGAGGUACAGCUGGGGGACUCUUUGAUGUCCUUGAGCGGCUGCAGCCUGGAGUGCUCGAAGGAUGUAGUGAAGAAGUCCUGCUGCCCUGGCUUCUGGGGGUCCCUGUGCUACGAGUGCCCUGGAGGUGCAGAGACCCCAUGCAAUGGCCACGGGACCUGCCUGGAUGGCAUGGCUGGAAACGGGACCUGUGUGUGCCAGGAGAACUUCAGUGGUUCAGCCUGCCAGGAGUGCCAAGAUCCCCAGCGGUUUGGCCCUGACUGUCAAUCAGUGUGUAGCUGUGUGCAUGGUGUGUGCAACCAUGGGCCACAGGGCAACGGAAGCUGCCUGUGCUUUGCUGGAUACACCGGUCCACGCUGUGACCAAGAGCUCCGCGUCUGCCAGGAACUGAGGUGCCCCCAGAACUCCCAGUGCUCGGCAGAGGCCCCCACCUGCAGGUGCCUGCCUGGCCACACUCAACAGGGCAGCAAAUGCAUAGCUCCCAACCCUUGCCAGCCAUCACCCUGCUCUCCACUGGCUCACUGCUCAGUGAGUCCCAAAGGGCAGGCCCAGUGUCACUGCCCUGAGAACUACCAUGGUGAUGGGCGGUUAUGUCUGCCCCAGGACCCAUGCACUGACAACUUUGGUGGCUGCCCCAGAAAUUCCACCUUGUGUGUGUACCAGAAGCCAGGCAAGGCUGUCUGCUCAUGUCAGCCAGGCCUGCUCAGCUUCAACCAGAAUGCCUCUAUGGGCUGCUUUGCUUACUGUGCCCGUCACUCCUGUGACCAGUCGGCCACCUGUCAAGUGACCCCCAAUGGGAAGACCAGAUGUGCAUGCAAGGAGGGCGAGGUAGGGGAUGGCCGUGCCUGCUAUGGACACCUGCUCCACGAAAUACAGAGAGUCAACCAGAUAGGCCUGGUGUUCCUGCGACUGAGAGUCGCCAUCACCAUGCUGGAGCAGGGCUGCCUGCCGAUCCUCACCACAUCUGGCCCAUUCACUGUGCUGGUGCCAUCCAUUGCCAGCUCCUCCAGCUCCUCCACGACCAUAAAUGAAGCACUCGCCCAGCAGCUCUGCAGACAGCACAUCAUCGCAGGGCAGCAUGUACUGGAGGACUCGGGGCCCCCGAGUACACGCAGAUGGUGGACGCUGGCUGGGCAGGAGAUCACUGUCACCUUUAACCGGGUGAGAUACACCUAUACAUACAAAGACCAGCCCCAGCAAUCAUUUAGCCUCCACAAGCCCAACUACAUAGCAGCCAAUGGCGUCUUUCAUGUGGUCAGUGCCCUGAGAUGGCAGGCACCACCUAAGCUCCCUGGGGACCCCAAGAAAACCAUUGGCCAGAUCCUUGCCUCUACGGAGGACUUCAGCCGCUUUGAAACUAUUCUGGAGAACUGUGGGCUACCAUCCAUCCUGGAUGGGCCUGGGCCCUUCACGGUCUUUGCCCCAAGCAACGAGGCUGUGGACAGCUUGCGUGAUGGCCGUCUGAUCUACCUCUUCACAGGGGGCCUCUCCAAGCUGCAGGAGCUGGUGAUGUACCAUAUCUACAACCAUGGCCAGCUGACCGUGGAGAAGCUCAUCUCCAAGGGGCGGGUCCUCACCAUGGCGAACCAGAUCCUGUCUGUGAAUAUCUCUGAGGAGGGACGCAUUCUCUUGGGACCCAAUGGGAUCCCUCUGCGGAGAGUGGACGUGCUGGCUGCCAACGGUGUAAUCCACAUGCUGGAAGGUAUCCUGCUGCCCCCAACCAUCCUGCCCAUCCUGCCCAAGCACUGUGAUGAGGAGCAGCACCAGAUUGUGAUGGGAUCCUGUGUGGACUGCCUAGCUCUGAACACCAGCACAUGUCCCCCCAACAGCAUGAAGCUGGACAUUUUCCCCAAGGAGUGUGUCUACACCCACGACCCUGAUGGGCUCAACAUGCUGAGGAAGGGCUGUGCCCACUACUGCAACCAGACAGUCAUGAAACCUGGCUGCUGUAAAGGGUUCUUUGGGCCUGACUGUACACAGUGUCCUGGGGGCUUCUCCAACCCCUGCUAUGGCAAAGGCAACUGCAGUGAUGGGAUUCAGGGCAAUGGAGCCUGCCUCUGCUUCCCAGACUACAAGGGCAUUGCCUGCCACAUCUGCUCCAACCCCAACAAGCAUGGAGAUCAGUGCCAGGAAGACUGUGGCUGUGUCCAUGGUCUAUGUGACAACCGUCCAGGCAGUAGGGGUGUGUGCCAGCAUGGCACGUGUGCCCCGGGCUUCAGAGGCCGCUUCUGUAACGAGUCCGUGGGUGGCUGUGGGUCCACAGAGGUGGCCCAGCUCUGCCACCCGCAUGCCCGCUGCCUCAGCCAGGCAGGUGUUGCGAGGUGUGUCUGCCUUGAUGGCUUCGAGGGUGAUGGCUACUCCUGCACACGAAGCAACCCCUGCUCCCAUCCAGACCGUGGCGGCUGCUCAGAGAAUGCUGAGUGUGUCCCUGGGGACCUGGGCACCCACCACUGCACCUGCCACAGAGGCUGGAGUGGGGAUGGCCGUGUGUGCGUGGCUAUCGAUGAGUGUGGGCUGGACACUCGAGGUGGCUGUCAUGCGGAUGCCCUGUGCAGCUAUGUGGGCCCUGGGCAGAGCCGGUGUACCUGUAAGCUGGGCUUUGCUGGAGAUGGCUACGAGUGCAGCCCCAUUGACCCCUGCCGAGUGGGCAACGGUGGCUGCCAUGGCCUGGCCACCUGCCAGGCAGUUGGAGGAGGUCAACGGAUCUGUACCUGCCUCCCUCAUUUUGCGGGGGAUGGCUUCAGUUGCUAUGGUGAUGUCCUCCGAGAGCUGGGAGCCAAUGCCCACUUCUCUGCCUUCUUCCAGUGGUUCAAGAGCACUGACAUCACGCUUCCUGCUGAUAGCCACGUCACAGCCCUGGUGCCCUCUGAGUCUGCCAUCCGCAGGCUAAGCCCUAAGGACCGGGCCUUCUGGCUGCAGCCCAAAAUGCUGCCAACCCUGAUCAGGGCCCAUUUUCUCCAGGGUGCCUUUUCUGAGGAGAAGCUGGCCCAGAUGAGUGGGCAGGAAGUGGCUACUCUGAGCUCCACCACACGUUGGGAGAUUCACAACAUCAGUGGGAGGGUCUGGGUUCAGAACGCCAGCGUGGAUGUAGCUGAUCUCCUCGCCACCAAUGGCGUCUUGCAUAUCAUCAGCCAGGUCUUGCUGCCACCGCAAGGGGAUGUGCCGUCCAGGCUGGGGUUGCUGCAGCAGUUGGAUCUGGUGCCUGCCUUCCGUCUUUUUGGGGAGCUGCUGCAGCACCACAAGCUGGUGCCCCAGAUUGAGGCUGCCACUGCCUACACCAUCUUUAUACCCACAAACCACUCCCUGGAGGCUCAGCGCAACAGCAGCAGCCUGGACGCAGAUACAGUUCGACAUCAUGUGAUCCUGGGAGAAGCACUUUCUGUGGAAACCCUGAGCAGGGGGGGACACCGAAACUCCCUCCUGGGCCCUGCCCACUGGCUGGUCUUCUACAACCACAGCGGCCAGCCGGAGGUGAACCAUGUACCAAUGGAAGGCCCUUUGCUGGAGGCCCCUGGCCAGUCAUUGUUUGGCCUGUCGGGGGUCCUGACAGUGGGCUCAAGCCGCUGUCUACACAGCCAUGCAGAGGCUCUGAGGGAGAAAUGCAUAAACUGCACCCGGAAAUUCCGUUGCACCCAAGGCUUCCAGCUGCAGGACACUCCCAGGAAGAGUUGUGUUUACAGAUCCGGCUUCUCCUUCUCCCGGGGAUGUUCUUAUACCUGUGCCAAGAAGAUCCAGGUACCUGAUUGCUGCCCUGGCUUCUUUGGCAUGCUGUGUGAGCCAUGCCCCGGAGGCUUGGGGGGCGUGUGCUCCGGCCAUGGGCAGUGCCAGGACAGGCUCCUAGGCAGUGGGGAGUGCCGCUGCCACGAGGGCUUCCACGGAACAGCAUGUGAGAUGUGCGAGCUGGGCCGCUAUGGGCCCACCUGUGCUGGAGUGUGUGACUGUGUCCACGGGCUGUGCCAGGAGGGCCUGCAAGGGGACGGAAGCUGUGUCUGUAAUGUGGGCUGGCAGGGCCUUCGCUGUGACCAGAAAAUCACUGCCCCUCAGUGUCCCAAGACGUGUGACUCCAAUGCCAACUGCAUACGGGUCUCAGAUGGAGUUGCGGUCUGUGUCUGUGCUGCAGGAUACAUCGGAAAUGGCAGCCACUGUUCAGAGGUGGACCCCUGUGCCCGUGACCAUGGCGGCUGCUCCCCUCAUGCCAGCUGCACCAAGGUGGCUCCAGGGCAGCGGAUAUGCUCUUGCCAGGAUGGCUACUCAGGCGAUGGGGAGCUGUGCCAGGAAACCAACAGCUGUCUUGAUCACCACGGAGGCUGUCAUGUUCAUGCUGACUGCAUCCCCACAGGCCCCCAGCAGGUCUCCUGCAGUUGCCGGGAAGGCUACAGUGGAGAUGGCAUCCGGGCCUGUGAACUUCUGGACCCCUGUUCCCAGAACAAUGGGGGCUGCAGCCCUUAUGCCGUGUGCAAAAGCUCAGGGGAUGGCCAGAGGACAUGCACGUGUGACACAGCCCACACUGUGGGAGACGGAUUUACCUGCCGUGCCCGAGUUGGUCUGGAACUCCUACGAGACAAGCAGGCCUUAUUCUUCAGCCUCCACCUCCUGGAAUACAAAGAUCUCAAGGGUGAUGGGCCUUUCACAAUCUUCGUGCCACAUGCGGAUCUAAUGGCCAAUCUGUCAAAGGAUGAGCUGGCUCAGAUUCGAGCACAUCGCCAGCUUGUGUUUCGCUACCAUGUGGUUGGCUGCCGGCAGCUGAGCAGCCAGGAGCUCCUGGACCAGGGCUAUGCCACAGCACUGUCUGGGCACACACUGCGGUUCAGUGAGAGGGAGGGCAGCAUAUACAUCAAUGACUUUGCACGGGUGGUGAGCAGUGACCACGAAGCAGUGAAUGGCGUCUUGCACUUCAUCGAUCAUGUCCUGUUGCCACCAGAUGUACUCCACCAGGAGGCUGAUGCUACCCCAACCCCUCGGAGAAAUGUUACUACUGCUGCCGAGAGCUUCGGAUACAAGAUCUUCAGCCGCCUUGUGACGAUGGCCGGCCUACUGCCCAUGCUUCGAGAUGUGUCCCACAGGCCCCUGACAAUGCUGUGGCCCACAGACUCCACCCUGCAAGCCUUGCCUCCCGACCGGCAGGCCUGGCUGUACCAUGAGGACCACCGUGACAAGCUGGCAGCCAUUCUACGGGGCCACAUAAUCCGCAAUGUUGAGGCCUUGGCAUCUGACCUGCCCAACCUGGGCCCACUCCGAACCAUGCACGGGACUCCCAUCUCCUUCUCCUGCAGCCGUGCCCGGCCAGGCGAGCUAAUGGUGGGUGAGGAUGAUGCCCGCAUUGUACAGCGGCACUUGCCCUUUGAAGGUGGUCUGGCCUAUGGUAUUGACCAGCUGCUAGAGCCACCUGGCCUUGGUUCCCGCUGUGAUCGCUUUGAGACCCGGCCAUUGCGACUGAAGACGUGCAGUAUCUGUGGGCUGGAGCCACCCUGUCCUGAGGGCUCAUGGGAGCAGGGCAACCCUGAGGUGUGCUGGCGCCACUACUCCAAGUUCUGGACAAACCCUCUGCUGAGCUCCUUGGCACUUCGCAGUGCCUGGGUGCGGCCCAGCCCCUGGGGACAGGCCCAACGCCUGGGCAGGGGCUGUCACCGCAACUGUGUCACCACCACCUGGAAGCCCAGCUGCUGCCCCGGUCACUAUGGCAGUGAGUGCCAAGCUUGCCCUGGUGGCCCCAGGAGCCCCUGCAGCGGCCAUGGUGUGUGCCUGGAUGGCAUAAGUGGCAGUGGGCAGUGUCAGUGCCAUUCAGGUUUUGUUGGGAUAGCCUGUGAACUCUGUGCUCCUGGUGCCUUUGGGCCCCAGUGUCAAGCCUGCCACUGUGGCCCCCAUGGCCACUGUGACGAGGGCCUUGGGGGAUCUGGUUCCUGUUUCUGUGAUGAAGGCUGGACGGGGCCACGUUGUGAAGUACAGCUGGAGCUGCAGCCUGUGUGUGUCCCGCCCUGUGCACCCCAGGCCGUGUGUCGCGUGAACAACAGCUGCGAGUGCAGCCUGGGCUAUGAAGGUGAUGGCCGUGUGUGCACGGUGGUGGACCUCUGCCAGCAGGGGCACGGUGGCUGCAGCGAGCAUGCCAACUGCAGCCAAGCAGGCACAGUUGUUGCGUGUGUCUGCCUGCCUGCCUAUGAGGGCGAUGGCUGGAGUUGCCGGGCUCGCAACCCCUGUUUGGACGGCCACCGCGGGGGAUGCAGCGAGCAUGCAGACUGCCUGAACACUGGCCCGAACACACGGCGCUGUGAAUGCCACGCAGGUUACGUGGGUGAUGGACUGUUAUGUGUGGAGGAGCCCGAGCCGCCCGUGGACCGCUGCCUGGACUAUCCAUCACCCUGCCAUGCAGAGGCUGUGUGCACUGACCUACAUUUCCAGGAGAAGAAGGCUGGUGUUUUCCACCUGCAGGCCAGCAGCGGCCCUUAUGGCCUGACCUUCACAGAGGCAGAGGAGGCUUGUGGGGCCCAGGGAGCCAUCCUUGCCUCCCUUGCCCAGCUCUCCACUGCCCAGCAGCUUGGCUUCCACCUCUGCCUCGUGGGCUGGCUGGCCAAUGGUUCUGCUGCCCACCCGGUUGUCUUCCCAGCGGCAGACUGUGGUGAUGGUCACGUGGGCGUGGUCAGCAUGGGCAUUCGUAAGAAUCUUUCAGAGCACUGGGAUGCCUACUGCUACCGUGUGCAAGAUGUGACCUGCAGAUGUCGGGCCGGCUUUGUGGGUGACGGGAUCAGCAUGUGCAAUGGGAAGCUGCUGGAUGUUCUAGCUGCUACUGCCAACUUCUCCACCUUCUAUGGGAUGCUGCUGGGCUAUGCCAACACCACCCAGCGGGGUCUUGAUUUCUUGGACUUCCUGAAUGAUGAGCUCACCUAUAAGACACUCUUUGUCCCUGUCAAUGAAGGCUUUGUGCACAAUAUGACGCUGAGUGGCCCAGACCUGGAGCUGCAUGCGUCCAAUGCCACCUUCCUGAGUGUCAACGUCAGCCAACAGACCUCGCUCCCUGCCCACUCAGGUCUCAGCCUCAUUAUAAACAUGGGCUCUGACAACAGUUCUUGGGCCCCUGAGGUUCCUGGGGCAGUUGUGGUCAGCCAUGUCAUCAUUUGGGACAUCAUGGCCUUCAAUGGCAUCAUUCAUGCUUUGGCCAGCCCCCUCUUGGCACCACCACAGCCUGAGGCAGUAUUGGCACCUGAGGCACCGCCUGUGGCAGCAGGUGUGGGAGCGGUGGUAGCUGCUGGGACUCUGCUUGGGCUGGUGGCUGGAGCCUUCUACCUGCGCAUCCGAGCGAAGCCCACAGGCUUUAGCUUCUCUGCCUUCCAGGCAGAAGAUGAUGCUGAUGAGGACUUCUCUCCAUGGCAAGAAGGGACUACCAGCCCCACCCUGGUCUCUGUCCCCAACCCCAUCUUUGGCAGCCAUGAUGCUUUCUGUGAGCCCUUUGAUGACUCCCUCCUGAAGGACGACUUCCCUGACACCCAGAGGAUCCUUGCAGUCAAGUGAGGGCCAUGAGCUGAAGCAGAGGCGCAUGGACAAACGAGAUCACUUUUAUUGCUUGUUGGGAUGGCUACCCAGGGUGGGUGGUAUAGGAAGGACUGGGGGAGGGGGGGGGUCUGUCCAAGACAAUAAAGGUACCCUCAGCGGAUGUGUGCCAUG
This is a messenger RNA of Perognathus longimembris pacificus (Pacific pocket mouse), 7982 nucleotides long. It is a transcript of the gene Stab1, whose product is annotated as stabilin 1. NCBI's taxonomy places the organism in Eukaryota, Metazoa, Chordata, Mammalia, Rodentia, Heteromyidae. The transcript is spliced from 69 exons. The coding region runs from base 108 to 7829 and encodes 2573 amino acids. Gene Ontology annotation, biological process: cell adhesion. Gene Ontology annotation, molecular function: calcium ion binding; hyaluronic acid binding. The record is from RefSeq and is a predicted model, not a curated record.